CCUCACACCGCCAGCCACUUCUCCACUCAACCCUUCACCAGCACGAUGAGCGAGCGCUCGGAGCUCCUACGGCCGCGCCUCGUUGAUCUCGCCGAGCUCGACGACGACGAUGCCGGCUCGUCGGGCGCCGCGCUCAACUGGCCGCCUGCCGCGACUGCGUUCCGCCGCGCUCCGCCGCCCGUCGUCUCGGCUUCUAAGGCGCGCAGCAACACAGCAGACGCUCAGACUGGCUCGCGCUCAGCCGCAGCGACCUCGAGCACCACUCAGACUGCCUCAUCCGCGCCUUCUGGCUCUGCACCGACGCCUCGCAAGUCGGUGCGCAUCGCGCCCGAGUCGAGCAACGAGGUGCGCGAGAUCGAGGCCAACUCGCGUGCUCGCCCCGCAGCCGAGUCUGCGGCGCCGCGCACCUCUCGCUUUGCGCAGCGUGCUGCUCAGCAGGCUAGCAGCUCCAGCUCCCCCUCACCGGGCUUCUCCUGGGCUCCAGGCCGCUUCACGCUGCCGCUCAACGGCGACGAGCAUGCCGCACGUGUGGCUGAUGAGGCAGAUGAGGAAGAGGAGGAGGAGCUCGGUGCGCCGAUCGAAGCUGCGGCGCCCGUCAUGCGUGGGGUGCGGGAGCGCGUGCCAGGCGGAGCAGGAGCAGCCGCACAGCCAAAGGCCCCAGGCGAGAGCCGCUUCGCAGCGAUGCGGCGACUCAAUGCCGAGGGUGGCACGUCGGGAAGCAAGCCGACGGGCUUUCCGGCCGUCUCGCAUCGCGACACGUCAAGCGACACGUCGAGCAGUGCUACAGAUGCAUCGACAAGCACGCAGUGGCUGGACGAAGAUGGUCUACCCAUGAGUGCCUUCCGGCGCGCAAGGCUGCAAGCGGCCGGCAAGGGCCCGCCAGCGCAGAAAGCCGCAAGCGUGGCCAAGCCAGCCGCUCCGGCUGCGACCUCGUCUUCAUCUGCGCCUUCCACGUCGGCGCUGCCAGGCCAGGACAUGGCGACGUCGCAACUCAUGCGCGAUGCAGACGCCGAGAAUGAGCGCAAGGUGCAGCGGAUGGACGCGGCGCAGGUCGAGUCGGAGCUCGAGGAGCUCAAGGCGCACUUUGGCGCCGAGAUGCUGGAGCUACUGCGGGGUCGCAAGGCCGACACGCAGAAGACAGUGUCACAGGCUCCCGAGCUGCCGCUGCCGCAAGAGCCAUCUCCCGCACCGCAGCCCUCUGCGUCCGCGGGCCCGAGCCGAGCCAAAGCAGCACCUGCCUCAAGCGACGCCGCCACGCCCGCCGACAUCCACUCGCGCUACUUUCCCGACGAGCCGGCUGCGCCGUCCGGGCUGCAGUGGAUGCUCGACCAGACGGCAGGCGCCGCAAACCCCGCGCCCGAGCCUGGCAGCACGACGCGCUUCGACUUUGAAGGCCGUGUAGUGCGACGCGGCGAGGCCCGGCCCGGUGAAGGCCUGCACCACCACGGCGCCGACGCCGACGCCGCUGGCUACACAGCCGCCGAGCUGCUGCAUCUUGCACGCAGCACUGUGCCUGCACAGCGCGUCUCGGCGCUCAAUACUCUGCAGCGCGUGUUGGAGACGCACGCUCAGCUACUCGGCAUGCCGGCCGAGGCAGAUCCGGUCGCCAGCGCUCUGGACGCCGCCCAUGUAAGGCAACGCCUCGCGCUCACGGCCGUCUGGCUGCUGCGUGAUCGCCAGCGCAGCGUACGUCUGGCUGCCCUGUUGGCGCUGCGUGCCGCCCUCGCGUCGGCGGCGAGAGGACCGGCACCUUUCGCAGCUGUCGAGGCGCCGCAUCUGCCCGCGCCUGUGCGCGAGGAGACAUUCGAGGUCGCCGUCAAGCGCGACAUCGUUGACGGCACGCUGCGUGCCGGCCUCACUAGCGCCCUCACAAUUGCAUUGGCCGAAGCGCCCGAGCUCUGCGACGUCGCAGUCGACGUGCUCUACCUCGUCGCAAGCCAUUCGCCAUUUGCUGCGCACGCCGCAACCUCAGAAGCAGGGCUGCUCGAAGCGCUCGGCGAGCAUGCUCUGCGCGCACGCGGCGAGCGUGCAAAUGCACGCGCUUUGGAUGUGCUGUUGCUCUGCGCGAGCGCAGACGUCGCCUCUGCUAGGCGAGUCGCUACUGGUCCGGCCUCGCAGCUGCUGCGCUACGUCGCGAUGCCGCCCUGGCUGCUGGAUGAAAGCACCACAGCUCACGCCUGGCUGCUUCUCACCGGCACGCUUCGUCUGCAUGCCACGCUGGCGCGCUAUGGGCUCGGAGCGCCAUUGCUUGCCUCGGCAUGGAGCAACAUCGCCGCGCUCUUCACCUGGGCAACAGCCCGGGCCGCUCAGGCGAUGCAGAUGCAGCAACAUGAGGCAGACUUCGUCGCUGCGCUCAUGCAGCUCGCCGCCGCGUGGACGACUUGCGCUGCUGAUCCCCACAGCACGACGCCUGCACACGCUGUGCAGUGGGCACAAGUCGAGACGUGGGGCGAGACGGCGCUCGAGGUGCUGACUGCCUUGGCGCGCUCAGUGGCUUCCGGCACCUCGCGCGACUGGCUCGCAUCGGCUGGUCAGGCUGCGUGUCUCCUUCGCAUCUGGCUGGCCGCUGCACAGAAGAAGGACGAGACUGCGCGCGCGAGACACCUUUCCGCGCUUGCUUCCUCGACGAAUUCGCUUGCAACGAUCAGCGAGGCAGUCUGCGCAGCACUGCAAGAAGCCUCUUCGUGUAAUGCUGCGCAGCCCUUUUGGCGCCACGGUCAGGCGCGUGCCCUUCGACUCGCAAGGGCCGCGAGUGCAGGCACGGAGGUGGCCCGUCUGUGCAUCGCGGCUCAGCUCGAGGCUCCGCCUGUGCUGGCCGAGGCGGCUCAGCGUCUGCUCAGAAGCGGCGUCUGGCACGAGCUAGAUCAUGAAGGCGCACUCGCCACGGGCUCGGCCGGUGUGAGACAGACGCUUGUGUGCUUCUGCGCCGCGGCAGGCCUCGGCGAGAGGAGCGACAAGACGGUCUCGCCGGCCAUCCUGAGCCUGCUCCGGCCGGGUGACGAGCAGACGGCUCUACAGAUCGUGGAGCAAUAUUUCGCGCUGGACGACGCGCAAGUCCUGCGUCCGUUCAUGGCUGAGAGUCUGCGGAUCCCUCUCAACGCGCAGGGUCUGCCUCACUACGCGCCGGAAGUCGGCUCGCAAGGGGCGAUUGCACGGACGGCGACGCUGUUUCUGGCGCUUCCGCCGCAGCCACCAAGCGAGGACGAGGAGCUCGCCGUGGAGGGCAGCGAAGACGAGCCGCAGACCCGCAAGCAGAACGCCCACGACGUCGAUCCGAUCUCGGGCGCGCGUCUGUGGCGCAGCGCCACGAGCGGUCUGCCGCUCCGUCGCGACUGGACGUUGCAGGCGCUCGAUGAUCUGCUGCACAGCGGCGACUGCGCUGCCCUCAACCGGCCAAACGCCCUGCCGGAGGCGUGGGAUGCAAACGAACGGCAGCUGGUGCAGGCCACGUUGGAGCUCACGCUGCGCAGCACAACUCGCGCGAUGCAGAGCGCUGCCGGCGAGAGUGGCACGGUGGCUGCGUCGUUGCCGUCGGCGUCGGAGAUCCUGCUCGGCAUCUGCAAGGUGUUCCUGCUCGAGGCCGACACGACUCCGAACCCGCGCGCCUCGGGCGCUGCGACCGGGCGCGAUCUGUUCCGCGAUGCGACCAUUGCGCCUCUUCUCGACGACCUCUUCGCGCUGAGCCGGCAGCUGGCGCAGCUGCCUUCAGCUCGCGUUGAUUCAUUGGAGCAGGCGGCGCAGCGCGAUGGCGCGCCCUUCUACCAGCUCUACACGGACCUGCUCGGCCUCUACGACAGCAUCUCAUUUGGCGAUGCGCGCUUCGGCAAGGCACUGCUGGCGCCUCUACCCAUGUCGUACGCGCCAGACUACCGCAAGCUGCUCUGGGGCGACUAUGCGCAUCUGCUGCCGACGCUGCGCAUCGCCCUAGACGAGGCGCCGUGCGAGAGUGCGCUGGGCUUUGCGGCGUACCUGGAGCCCAGAGAGACGGACACCGACAUGCUGCGGCGCUACGCCGCGGCGCUGCUCGGCGGUCGUCUCACGCCGCAAGGCUCGCCGCUGCUGCAUCGCAUCGCCACGCAUCACCUCGCCGCGGCGCUGUGGACCGCGCCCGACGGCCACCCCGACGCCGUGCUGGCGCGCCGCCUCUUCUCAGGCGCACCGAGCGGCGCAGCAGUGCAGCUGCGCGAGUUGCUCGUGCGCUACGACGUGCAGGCUGCAAGGACAGAGGAGGAGCCGACGGCGCAAUCGCCCAGCGUGCCGCAGGAGAUUGUGCGGCAGCGCGAGGAAGCCUUGACGCGGGCGCUUGCCGCCUGAGAAGACGAGCAAUGCACACUGCUCUCGCUCCUUCGAGUGAUAGAAUUAGCGGCCAAAUUGCGAUAGGAGGGAGGGAGAAGGGGAUGGCGCAUUGGCGCUUCUAGUGCUUGCGCAGCGCCUCCGUCGUCGCCUU
Tilletiopsis washingtonensis is the source of this 4447-nucleotide messenger RNA. RefSeq lists its product as hypothetical. The coding region runs from base 46 to 4314 and encodes 1422 amino acids. NCBI's taxonomy places the organism in Eukaryota, Fungi, Basidiomycota, Exobasidiomycetes, Entylomatales. Gene Ontology annotation, cellular component: nucleus. The record is from RefSeq and is a predicted model, not a curated record. The transcript has a single exon. Gene Ontology annotation, biological process: transcription by RNA polymerase II.